ACGGCGGCGGAGCGGCGGGACAGCUGCGCCCGGAGCCGGGCUCCUGCGGCCGGCAGAGCCCCGCCGAGCGGGGACCCAAAGGCGGGCAGGUAACGCGCGUCCGUGCCGGGACGGCCGGCCCUCUUCGGCUCGGGUCUGCCCUAGUGCGCGGCUGGGGAAGAGGACGGGGAGAAGUGAGAGCACGGGAGGAGAGACCAGGCCAGUCAAUUCUCCACACAAAUCUGCUGAUAGCGAAUAGAAAAUAAAGCCAUGUGGUUAUUUCCAGAUGUUGCUAUGAGGAAAAGAGUCCGCAAUGACUGAUGUGGAGCCCGUGGUGACAGACUUUGCAGCAUCGGGCAGGGCAGGCCGCCGGAAUGCCUUACCUGACAUCCUGGGCUCUCCUGGUGGUGCUGGGACCUCAGAGUUGCCACACAAACUGGCCGAGCUGUCCAUUUCAGAAGAUGAAGGUGCAGAGGGUGGAGAAGUACCAUCCAGAGCCUUGCUGGAAAGUCAAGAGGCAGAGGGAAAGAGCAGCGAUUCCUAACACCUAAGGACUGCUUGACUGAUGAAACCUACCUAUGGACUUUCCAGAGUUUCCCUGUGUUACCUGUUUUGAAGUGUGGUAGCAACUGCAGCAGCACAGAAAAGACUUUUGUGACACACUUAUAUCUAGAUGGCUUUAACAUGGAACUACUGCUUUUUCUGCUGUCCUCCAUCAGAAACAAUGUUCUACAUAUCCAAAUGGAAAGAGAACUAAAGAAUGUAUCUAAGAAUGUAUCUGUUCUUUUUUUUUUUUAAUUGUUACUUUAUUCAUCCAAACUAGUCUUUUUUGACAGUUUUAAUGAACAUAGAUAGCAGAUGUACCAAGCAACAAUUGCUUUAAAAUAAAAGUCCUAUUUCUUAAUUUUCUAAAAUAGCUUCUUUCUCUCUGACACAGAGGUGUAUUCACUCUCCCCACCUUAAGAUAAUAAGUAUGUAGUAGUUUACAGACCUAAUAUGCAGUGUAUCUUCAGAGAUUCUUGUUCUCAUUAGGGAUAAGUAGAUGGAUGAGACAAAUAGAAAAACUAACUUUUUUUUUCUCUCUUCCUCCUGACUUCAAAGCAUUUGUUUACCAUUUAAACUACCAGAGUUCAUUUCUGAACUCUCUUUAAACUCUAUUUGAUUAUGGCAGAUCAACUCACCCAUCCCACUCCUAGCAGUCUUGCUAUUUCUGUCAUUUCUGUUUUCAGGCUUAGUACCGUAGCUGUUCAAGUGUAUCUGAAACAAAAUAGCCAUGUUUGUAAGUGAUUAAAACUGUUCAUUUCACUAUGGAAAUUAAAUAGCUAUCAUGUUUUCUGUCUUCUGUUGAA
Molecule: messenger RNA, 1328 nt
Organism: Numida meleagris (helmeted guineafowl)
Lineage: Eukaryota; Metazoa; Chordata; Aves; Galliformes; Numididae
Gene: PKIB
Product: cAMP-dependent protein kinase inhibitor beta
Exons: 4
Coding region: 293-523 (76 amino acids)
Biological process (GO): negative regulation of cAMP-dependent protein kinase activity
Cellular component (GO): cytoplasm; nucleus
Molecular function (GO): cAMP-dependent protein kinase inhibitor activity
Source: RefSeq, a predicted model, not a curated record